UGCAGAACCUGCUUCAGAGCUGACCUGACUUUAUAAAAGCAAUGGAGGAAACUGUAAAACAUCUAACCCCAAGAUCAUCGAGUAAACCAGAAGGUCCAUGGAGUUCAGAGAGAUUUCCCCGAGCUGCUGUUCUCGGUCUGAAGCUGCUGAAUGUUUUCGUGCUGGCUGUUGUCAUCGGACUCACGGUCUACUGCCAUUACUUAAUAGCUGGUUUAGCUGAUCUCUCCAGUGUCAAAGCAAACCUGACUGAGCGUCUCCAGGCCUGCGAUCAGCAGCUGUCCUCCGUGUCUGAAGAGAGAGACCGACUGAAGGCCAGCCUCACUGAAAAGACCAAAGAGGUGGACAGGCUUCAGAGAUUGUCCAAUCAGAAGAAAACAUGUCCUGCUGGAUGGAUGAUUUUGAAUUCUUCCUGUUACCUCCUCUCCAAAGUGGUAGGCCCCUGGGAGAACGGCAAACAGGACUGCAGAGAGAGAGGAGCAGACCUGGUGGUCAUAGACAGUGCUGCAGAACAGAUAUUUAUGGCUGGGUUUACCAAGACAUAUGUAUGGAUUGGUCUGAGUGACAGAGAAGAGGAGGGGACCUGGAAAUGGGUGGAUGGAUCUCCACUGAAUGUGACGAACUGGGAUAACAAUCAGCCUGAUAAUGGAGCAGGAUAUUAUGGUGAAGAGGACUGUGCACAUAUCAGUUCUUAUACCAAUAGUUGGAACGACCUGUCCUGUAAUACCUCUCUGCCUUGGAUUUGUGAGAAAGAAGCGAUGAAGAACCUUUGAGAUUAUAAAUGCAAUAAUGCUUUUACAACAUAUAUAUUAAGCUCUAUAAGACUAUUCAAAAUGACUGAUUUCAUAACUAAAAAUGACGUUGCUUGACUUCAUAGAUCAUUCACCUUUAAUGUUUUUGAGUUUAUAUAACAGACCUUUGUUUAUUACCAAAACCAGAAAUAGUUAUUUCAAUUGUGCAUUUUUGCAAACUUUUGAGUGCCUCAGUAAGAUCAGUAUUUUAUGAAUCCUCUCAAAUAUCAACACCAGUUAUAAUUAACUUAGGAUGGGUCGAAUGCAGAGACCUCUAAAUUUCCCCUCUGUGGGACUAAUGAAAGUAUUCUCAUAAGUGUGUAAAUUUGAUAUAACUAGAUCAGGAAAUGGCAAGUUUUUUUGAGCCUGCAUACAAAGAUAAUCCCCUAAAACAAAUAGCGUGCGUGUAUUAGAGGUUCUCUGACAAGAUAAACUCUUGCACUUCACCACAAAAAACAACUUUACCACUUCUCAUUUUUUUCUCACGGGGAACAACGCCUCCCUGAAAGCAGUUUUUGAAAUGAUGUGAACUUUGUAUGUGUACGAUCAGCAGCAGAGUAGUUCAGAGAAAAGAAAUUAGAAAAGCUGAAUUGGGUCAGGUGAUGAGCUUUAUCAAGUGUCACGUGUUGCUGUUUAGUUGUUAUGUGUGUUUAUGUAAUAAUGAACAGAAACACAUAUUUCAAAAGGUUCACAGUUAUUAGAAUCGGAGGAUGAAACCCUCUUUAUUUGUCACAUGCAUGCACACAGCAGAGCACACACAGUGAAAUUAGUCCUCUGCAUUUAACCCAUCCUAGUACUAGGAGCAGUGGGCAGCUAUCGUGCAGCGCCCGGGGAGCAAUGGGGAGGGGGGAUUGGAGGUGUCCGGUGCCUUGCUCAAGGGCACCACAGCAGGGCCUAGGAGGUGAACUGGGACCUCUCCAAGUAGCAGUCCACUUUCCAUAUUUCAAGUCUGUUCGGGGACUUGAACCGGCGACCCUACGAUUCCCAGUCCAAGCCCCUACUGACUGAGCCACUGCUGGACUAAGUUAAUAUGUGUUAAUAUGUUAAUAUGUGUUCUUGUGUUUAUCAGUAUUUCAAAGUAAGAUCUCUGCUUUCACAACAAUGUCAGCUGAUACUCUUCUUUAACCAGUAGAACGGAGCUUUUCACAGGAUAAGUACAUUUUGAACAUUAUUAUUCUUUAUGGCUUUGUAAGUCUAUAUGUCUCUAAAACAGUGGAUUAUCACACUUGUUUUGGUCUUACAUCUUUAUGGUCAAUGUGCUUUGGUAAUACUAUGUUUUUGAUAUAGUCAUGUCAAUAAAGUCUAUUUGAAUUUG
Molecule: messenger RNA, 2103 nt
Organism: Eleginops maclovinus (Patagonian blennie)
Lineage: Eukaryota; Metazoa; Chordata; Actinopteri; Perciformes; Eleginopidae
Product: CD209 antigen-like protein E
Exons: 6
Coding region: 42-770 (242 amino acids)
Molecular function (GO): signaling receptor activity
Source: RefSeq, a predicted model, not a curated record